CCAUCAUCUCUGAACAUUCCCUGUACUUGCAAUCGGCAUGAAUGAAUGAACAAGACGUGUCUGCCAUGGUUUCGGCCCUCGUUCAUGUCCUCUUCACCCCCCAAUGAUCAGUCUAGCUCAUCAGCUUCAAGGAAACCCAAUAACAACAUCACCACAGUCUCACGACCCAUCUCAUCAGCCUAUGCAGGAUCAAGGGAAUAAUAUGAGGAGGCGGCAUUAUAGAGGAGUAAGGCAAAGGCCAUGGGGUAAGUGGGCUGCAGAGAUACGUGACCCAAAGAUGGCAAGUCGAGUGUGGCUUGGCACAUUUGACAUCGCAGAGGAUGCAGCCAUGGCUUAUGACAAGGCGGCUCUCAGGUUCAAAGGGACCAAGGCUAAGCUUAAUUUCCCUGAACGAGUACGGAAAAUUCAAGGGCGGAUUGAGUUGGGCUACUUCAUGGGUGCUCGUCAUGGUGAACGAGUUCUAACUCCUCCUCCUCCUCCUCCUCCUCGUGACCCAGAGCCUGAAACAGAGCCAGAGAUGGAUGCAAAAUUACAGGAUGGUGGAGACGAACCUGUGGCUGAAGGGGUAGGUGAUGAUACUUCACAGUCCCCUUCGCCUAUUGUGGAAUCGCCGGAGACGAUUGCUGAGAUUCGGAAUUUCAAUCAUCAAGCUGGGUCUUCGCAAUUGACGAAUGACUCUGCUAAUUGGAUGCCACCGCCAAAGAAGCUGAGGCAUGCCGAUCCUAGCGAGCCCAGAGAAGAAACUAGAGGGAGAUCUCCGGUGGUGAAGGAGGAGAACACAGAAAAAAACCAGCUAUCUCCAGACCCGGUGUUGGGUAGGCUUUUCCCUCAAGAUACUCCUGAGGAAUAUCCGGAGGAGCCUGAAAUUCUUCAAGUGGUGAAAUGGCACAAACAGGUGAUGCCUCCAGCACCCCAAGCGCCGGAAGUUGAAAGUGAGGGGACAUGGGACUAUACACUGAAAAGCUUCAUUGAUCCCUUUGAAGGAGAGAAAUUCAAGGUGAUUUAUGUCAAUAGGUGCGUGCAGGAUUUUGUCUUUCCCUCUUGUUACGAGACGGAGGCACGGCAACUCAUGGACCGUUUUAAGCGAGAGCUCGCCUCAUGCACGGUGAACACUGUUACCAUUCGUUCAGGUCUCUUUAUCAAUUUAUGUCGAAUUCUCCAUUCUAUGAGAGACAGGACGUAUGGAUCUCUGUCAGAAAGGGAAGCCCGUGGCUGGGUAUCAUCGUUGAGAGAGGGAGAGGACCUGGGAGUAGAGCUUCCCGCACUAAGGGCAUUGGUGGGGAAGGCCUGGCUGCGGUGUUUAGCACGAGAUGUGGCAGAGAAAAAGAAAUCAGAGACAGUGUCUUUGUUGGCAAGAGCAGAGACCCACAAAGAGAAGGCACAGAGCUUCCUUAACUUGAUUGGAGUAAUGAAGGCGAAGGCACGAUGGCAUCAAGAAGAAGCGGGUCGCCUUACUGAUGAAGCCCGUUUUGUAAAGUAUAGGAAAAUCCCACCUUACCUAGUGGACACCCUCUCCUGUUACUUAAAAGAAUGGGAGGUCACUAAGGGUCAAAGGAUGAUCUCUGAUCUGUUCUCUGAAGGUGGGAGUUGUUCGUCACCUGGGCCAUCUGCGGCACAUCCUGCAGCACCCUGAGGUUCUCCCUUUUUCUUUCCUUUGUAUGAGGCGCCUAUGGGCACUAAUUGAACAUUUACAAAGCAA
This is a messenger RNA of Telopea speciosissima, 1699 nucleotides long. RefSeq lists its product as uncharacterized. Gene Ontology annotation, biological process: regulation of DNA-templated transcription. NCBI's taxonomy places the organism in Eukaryota, Viridiplantae, Streptophyta, Magnoliopsida, Proteales, Proteaceae. Gene Ontology annotation, molecular function: DNA-binding transcription factor activity; DNA binding. The transcript is spliced from 3 exons. The record is from RefSeq and is a predicted model, not a curated record. Bases 104 to 1633 code for a protein of 509 amino acids.